Messenger RNA from Ostrea edulis (European flat oyster), 3164 nucleotides. Its product is annotated as leucine-rich repeat-containing protein 74A-like. The transcript has 16 exons. The record is from RefSeq and is a predicted model, not a curated record. NCBI's taxonomy places the organism in Eukaryota, Metazoa, Mollusca, Bivalvia, Ostreida, Ostreidae. Gene Ontology annotation, molecular function: protein binding; calcium ion binding. Bases 557 to 2944 code for a protein of 795 amino acids.
CCCCAUCAUCGUGACUCUGUGGCGGGGGUGGGGUUAGGGAUAUGGGGAACGAACGAGAAAUUUAUUAUUUUUAAUAAAACAUUCGUAUCAGCAAUCCUAAGCAAAGCGUUCGACUUUGAAUGAUAAAUCAUUUCCCUUAAUCGUGAGAAUUAUCGAUUUUGUGGGAAUGAUUAAAAAAAAUAUGGUGUUUUUAAAAAAAACUUUUUUAACUGGGGUCUUUUGAAAAUAUAAUGUUUGUGAUCAUUGGGUCUGAUAUAAUCUUAUAUUGAUAGAAGCAAUGUCUAUGUUAAUGAAAACAAAACACGUAAAACGCACCGGUCUGAUGCACGCGAAUUCCCCCACCGUCUUUGUUUCUGAGAUAUUUAACUCUUUGUUUUUAUUUAAUCAUUGCUGUUUUGUUUUCUAUUUGCCGAUUAUCUCGUUCUCAUGCUUGUUUAUAAUUUUUUUUCAAGGUCCUAUCUGGACGGGGAAAUUGAAAAACAUGGUUUAGUCCACUACGACGUGAGAGAAAUCCUGCGUGUGUGUACACCAGGGAAUCCCAUAGUUUAGCGUAAUUAUGUCCAUGCGACUCCCAUCAUCCAAUUUGUUUGGAGCUAAUGAAGCACCUCAGUUUGACACGUGGAACUUGGCAAAUAGACCUCAUAUAUGCGAGCCUUACACGCUAACCACAAAAUACAGACAAUGUAAGAACCCUGUCACCCGGAAAUUUAAGGGCGUGAUCGGUUUCAAGCGGAAGCGGCGCCCGGAAUCACGUGCCGAGAGCGAGGGAGGGGAAUCAAUUCAUAGCCACGCCACCUCCGACCUUGACCUGGACAAGGAAUUCCCUGAUGACUUCGAUUACGAUGAAAGAAAAAGUAUGUCAGAAGAAACGUUGCCUACCUCAACCCAAGUUGAAGUAUUGGAUCCGCCUCCGGAUUUUGUCACUAGAACUGAAGUUCAGGAUGACACAGACCCAAAGGUGAUAAUCAAACGUACUCCAUCCCAAGAGCUGUACAUCCGGGCAUGCAAAUUUCUUGAUGUCGUCCCUGUGUCGUGUUUUAUGCGCCAUCUAGAGGACGAAAAAAUUCAGCUACGUCAUCAUUUUUUGGGGUCGGAUGGAACAAAAGCUUGUUGCAUGGCACUUCUGAGUAACUCGACAGUGACGUCACUUGAUCUCACGGACACAAAUCUGGGCGUGGACGGGGCCCGCCAUAUUGCUGAUCUCCUGCGGGAAAACCACUUCAUCACGGAUCUGACAUUGGCAGAAAAUACACUGGGUAUAGACGGAAUAAAGCCAAUUCUAGAUGUCAUGGAACAACUGGACAACAUCAUCAGUCUCAAUCUGUCAGGUACAGGGCUAAAAGAGAAAGAUGCUGAGGGAUUCCGAGGAAUUUUUGAAGAAACUCAGCACUUAAAGCGACUGGUGCUAAGCCAUAAUGAGUUCCGCGAGGUUGGAGGAGAAAUCUUCGGAGAGCUGAUCGGUUACAAUGACACCCUAGAAGUCCUAGAUUUAAGCUGGAACCAUUUACGAAAUGACGGUGCUAAAGAACUGGCAGCUGGGCUGGAGGACAACAAGGGUUUGCGGUUACUAGACGUCUCGUGGAACGGUUUUCAUCAGAUGGGCUGUCAGCACCUGGCGGACGCUCUGCAAGUGAAUACGGAGCUUCAGGAAUUGAACCUGAACUGCAACAGAAUCAACAAGGACUGUCUAGAGAAACUACUGAAGGGCUUCAAACAAAACUCCACACUCAGGACGCUCAGGUUGGCCUGGAAUCCGAUUACGUCAGCAGGUGCGCAGUUGGUUCUGAACAUGUGCGAGGAAAGAACGGACGUGGGACUGAAAGAAAUCGACAUUCACACCCAGAUAGUAGAGCCGUCCUUCGCGGACGGAGCUCACAAACUGGACAAUGAGCGGGGCAUUAAGAUCCUGUACGGGAUGGUGCGGGGUCAGGAUAUGGGGGAUGGGGAUCAGGACGAAGACGGCCUACUACAGGAAAACCCCACCCUCGUCCUAAUGGAGUUCGCGCGUCUGAUGGGGUUCAGGCCCAUCGAUCUUCUGUCCACAUUUGACAAGGAUAAGAGCAACUCUCUAGACAAGGAGGAAAUUAAAAUGGGACUCAAGCUGUACUGUAUCCCGCUGUCAGACCGCUGUCUGGAUUUCAUGGUGCAAAAACUAGAUGUAGAUGGAGACGGAGAAAUCGAUCUCAAUAGAACUCAAGAGGACAGGGAGGUUAUGCAGGCAAAGGUGGAGUACAAACUAAAGGAAAGAGAAAUGCACAACGCUUCUAAAAACUGGAACUUUGCCAUCGAAAACACAGAGAUCGGACGCGUGAGGAUUAAACUUCAGAGGUUGAUGCAGAGGAAAAUGGACGGAAAUCCCACAUUCCGGGCACGUGUGGAUUUAUUCCAAGAGGCCCUCAAAGAGGGUAAACUAAAGAGCGUGUUCAACGACAAAAAGGAGAAGGCGAAAGAACGGGAGCGGAUUCAACAGCGGCGACUAAACAAACGGCAGCAAGCAGAGGAUGAAAUCUUACAGGAAAACGAGGACGAUGCAAAAUUAAAACUUGACUUAGGAAUAGAAGCCGAGGAUACGACAGCUGAGACGUCAAGAAUUGGGAGCGGAUCCAGGAGGGAGAGUACACGUCCAAGUUCGGAACAUGAAAGACUAACAGGGAGAAGUGAAAACAAUUCACACAAUAAGAACUCUACUAGUCUCUCGCAAUCACCAAAAACUUCCCGGCCAAAUUCUGGUCGCCCCGCGUCAUCCACGCGUCCGCGUUCUUCUCAUCAGAGAGGGGCGCGUAACUCGGGGGGAGGAUCUUCCCGGCCAAGCUCUUCUAAUGUAAACACGGGAAGGACAAGUGUGGACACAGCAAGGACAGAUUCUAGAACCGUGUCUUCUCAUUCAAACACGGAGAGGAGGAACGGGUCAAACGGAAACGAUUGGAAACCUCUCAAUUUCUGAAUUUAGUGGAUAUUAAUUUUGUGGAAUGAGUACGCUAGAAAUAUUUCCGUAACAUAGGAUAUAUUAAGUAAAUCAAAAAAUUCUUGUGUCAGUUAUUCAAUUUAAUUUCUGUGAUUAAUUAACCAAUUCUACCAAAAGAAAUGUAUGUUCAACGAGAAGUCACAUUGAAGAAAUUAAAAUCAAAAUUUAAAAGAUAAUACAUUCCAGUUUAUUAAAAAGG